AUGAGACGGACACCGGUGCCGCCGGCACGGCCCAGGGGCCGCGCGUCCGUGACCCCCAGCACGCCGCCGCGGGCCUUGGCCCCCGGGGAAGGGCUCGGUGCGCCGGUGCUGGUGCGGGCGUUGUGGGCCUGGGGACCAGACCGGCAGCCCCCUCGCCAGGGCUCGGCGGGGAACCGGCUCUCCUCGCCGGAGCGGCACCGUUUAUUAUUAAACCACGCCGUGGGCGCCUGUCCUGAGUGCCAAUCAAUGAGCAAAUGCAAUUCGGGCAAGGGCGCGGGGCCGGCGGUCCUGCGGAGCACAGCACCAGCGGAGCCGGCGCCGUCCCCGCCGCGCCGUGACCCGGGAGCUCGGCCGCCCCCCGCCGGCGCUCGGCCGGGGACUCCCCCUCCGCGUCCCAAGGGUCCGCAACUUCCCCCCAACUUUUCCCCGGUCAACGGCGGCGCUCAGGGCCGGUCGCAAGGCCGGGCGGGCAGGUCCCCCGCUGGGGCCGGACGCCAGCCUUUCAACCCCGAGACCGCCCUCGCUGGAAGGGAACACGAGCGCCCCGAAGCACAUCGGCCCGAGAAGCCUGGUCUUCCCCAAACUUUGGAGCCCAGGGGCCUGGGGGCCCGCGCAUCCGCUCUGCCCGGCGGCUCCAGGAGGGACCUCCCGACCUACCUGGACCCGCGGCCUCCGCGCGCCCUUCCCGCUGCGCGCCGGCCCCGCCAGCCGGGCUGUGUGUGUCUGCCGCCGCCGCGGUCCUGCUGCCGGCGUCUCGGCCGCUCCUCGCGGCUGGGGGCGGGGCCGCGGUGGAGAGCUGGGGGAGGGCUCGCGGAGCAGCUGAUGAGCAGCCAACCCGGCCCGGCGCCCACGCCCCGCCUCCGCCCCCGUGCGCCCACGACCCUCGUGCUCCUACGUCGCCUGUGCACCCACGCCCAGCGCCCCGCGCCCACGCCCCGCCAGAACACACGCCCCCUGCGCGCCCCGCCCCCGUGCUCCCACGCCCCACCGGAUCCCUUGCCCCACGCGGCUCAUGCGGGGCCACGCUCCGCGUCCCGCGUGCCCGUGUCCUGCGGGCCCCCGCGCUUCCCGUGCCCACGCCCCACCACCGACGCCCCACGCCGCGCCAAAGCUCUGCGAGCCCGAGUGUGUCUGGCCUGCAGGGCCCGAGGUGGUGGCGCUGGAGGGCCCAGGGCAGCGUGUCGCCGCCGGGAGGCCUCCGGCGCGCACAGCUGUCCAGGGAGCGCGGGGGUUAAAGGCGGGGAUGGCACCCAGCCGCGCGCGGGGACCGCAGUAGCCGGCGGCGUGUUCCGGAAGGCACGGAGACACGACCUGCAGACCGCGCGCCAGCUGCGCGCCGAGCGGGCGCCCUGA
Molecule: messenger RNA, 1353 nt
Organism: Phyllostomus hastatus (greater spear-nosed bat)
Lineage: Eukaryota; Metazoa; Chordata; Mammalia; Chiroptera; Phyllostomidae
Product: basic proline-rich protein-like
Exons: 5
Coding region: 1-1353 (450 amino acids)
Source: RefSeq, a predicted model, not a curated record